Molecule: messenger RNA, 789 nt
Organism: Aphanomyces astaci
Lineage: Eukaryota; Oomycota; Saprolegniomycetes; Saprolegniales; Verrucalvaceae
Exons: 2
Coding region: 1-789 (262 amino acids)
Molecular function (GO): nucleic acid binding
Source: RefSeq, a predicted model, not a curated record
AUGUCCAACCAGACCCUCGGCGCUAGUCCAGCUGCCUCCGUCGAUGUUGCCCAGCCCCCAAACGGUCACAAGCACUUGUCCCCUACGGAGCGCCAGGCUGUCUACGAAAUGCUUCUAGGAGCUGCCAUAGGAGAGGUACUCCCUCGAGGAGUCAUUGUCAAAGCAGCGAAGCAGUUUGGCUGCCAUGAACGCACCGUAUCACGCCUCUGGGUUCGGGCGCAGCUCUCCCUGCGGCAUGGUUGCAUCUCCGCUGAUGUUCGCACGAAAUUGCGUGUGUACGAUGACGAAGAGGUGGCUGCGCGCUCCGUCAAGUCCAAACACUACAUAACCAAGGUUAUGUUUCUUGCCGCCGUGGCCCGUCCCCGCUACGACCAUCACUCCAAGAUGUUUUGGGACGGCAAGGUUGGUGUGUGGCCCUUCGUUCAAGUGUCGCCGGCGUUGCGUGGAAGCAAGAACCGCCCCAAGGGCACCCUUGUCACAGUUCCUCAAGCCGUGGACAGUACUGUAUAUUUUGACGCCGUUCUGAACAAGGACGUCCAUGCCAUUAUGGCCAAGUUUCCUGGCAGUGUGCGGCACGGUAACGUGUUCCUCCAACAAGACAACGCCAGCCCGCACCAUUGCGUUACGACAGAGCUGCUUCAAGCCAAAGGUGUGCGUGGGAUUGUUGUAGCAAAUCAGCCUCCCAACAGUCGAGACUUUAAUGUCUUAGAUUUAGGUUUCUUAAUUCUAUUCAAAGUCUUCAGCACCAAAAGGCAACUCGUUCAAUCGAGGAACUUAUUGGUGCUGUAG